AGCACCCCAAGCCAGAAUAAUGUCCCCCUAAGUGAUGCUUUGAUCUCUGCGUCUCAGUCAAACUCCCCCUCCCCACCUUCGCAGGUGUGUCUCUAGUCACUCUGCAAAAAGCAACAGAGAGUCCUGUGGCACCUUAAAGAGUAACAGAUGUAUUGGAGCAUGAGCUUUCGUGGGUGACUGCCCACUUCAUGGGAUGCCUUUUUUCUGUUCACGCUGGUGCUCAGAGGAGGUUAACUGUGAGGUUGAGGCCCAAGGUGUGAGUUACGGACCUACCCGGGUCAGCUUGCAAAUCAGUUCUUUGGAACGGGGAGGCUGGCGUUGCUGGCCGGGGACUGAAUAGGUGUAAUGAGGGCUGGAAAGGGAAGGAGGAAGCAAGCAACAAAGAGAAUUUGUGGAGGAAACUCAAAGAAGGAGAGGUUCAGGUGUCUGGACACGAACUGGUUCCAGUAAGUGAAGAGAUUUCUGUCACAGUUCUUAGGGAAUUGCACCUCUGACCCCUUCAUGGAGGCUGCCCUCUGAAAUCUCAGACCUCUAGCCAUCACCUUUCUUUGGGCAGCAUCCCGCAAUCUGUUCCCUCCAGACAGAGGACUCAAGCUGCAGUUCCUCCUGCUUCACUGUGAUUCUCUCAGCAGGUCUGACUUCAGUUUAGCACCCACACUUCUGUUCUCUCAGGGGACAAAAACAAAGUUAACCAGUGACCAGCCUGCUCUCAUAAAGCAAAGUAUUGUUUAUUUAGAUCAAUGGCAUUAUAGAGGAAGCAUAUCUUAAAGAAAAGAAAAAGUUUAUAGGCAUGCCUAGCUUAUCAGGUGUCUCCCAUCUUCCCCAUGGAGACCCUGGCAGGUUCCAAAGUACUUCAAGUUCUGCACAGGAUCUGUGCCUCUUGGUCACAAUCUCAUGUCCAGUUGUGGAUCAAGGGUGACUGACUCUCUCCUGGGUGAGAAUUGUUUCUUUAUACAGUUUUCCUUUGUUUGUUUGGCAGGCCUCUUGAACCAGGUCAAACCACUAUAUGCACUUUCCCCAGGGGGUAAAAACUUCCACAGACUUCUUAGCUGCAUAAGAGAUUUGCAUUAAUUACCCCCAGUGCUGUAACUAGGCAUAGUGGUGCCCCGGGUGAGCAAGUAUAUUUGCAUUCUCUACCAUUUUUUUCAUUUUUCCACCCAGAGGUGACACGUGGGGGGAGGAGAGAAGGGGAAAUGCAAGGUCACAUGCCCCUCCCCCCAACCCAGACAGGCUGGGUGGUCUGCUGAGAAGUGCGACGCCUGACAACAUGGCCAUGAGAAUGGGGGAAAGUAGCUGCCCCACCAAAGGCAAGUCAGAGGCCGAAGAUGGCUCUGGUCGGGUGAUCACCAUUGUCUUCAUGGCACUCCUUAUAGACCUGCUGGGAUUCACUCUUAUUUUGCCACUCCUUCCUUCAAUCCUUGAGUAUUACAGCAAGAAUGAUGAUGGUUUUUAUCUAUCACUGCAGCAUGGCGUGGACUGGUUUGCUUCAGUGUUUGGGAUACCUCUGGAGAGGAAGUACAACACUGUCUUGUUUGGAGGUCUGAUUGGCUCCAUCUUUUCCAUCCUGCAGUUUUUUUCCUCUCCACUCACGGGCGCUGUAUCUGACUGCUUGGGGAGAAGGCCGAUCAUGUUGUUGACAGUGGUGGGGUUGAUAGCAUCAUAUGCACUCUGGGCUAUCUCUAGGAGUUUUGGUAUUUUUCUUCUCUCCAGAGUCCUAGGUGGAAUAAGUAAAGGGAAUGUUAGCCUGUCUACUGCUAUAAUUGCUGACCUGCACUCUCCAAAAGCUAGGAGCAAGGGCAUGGCAAUGAUUGGUGUUGCUUUCUCACUUGGAUUUACCGUGGGUCCUAUGAUUGGAGCUUACCUUGCCAUGGAAACAGGAAAAGGAGAAGUCUUCUAUCUUCGGUCAGCUUUGCUUGCGCUCAUGUUUUCUGUUGCUGACUUAAUUUUCAUCUUCUUCCUGCUUCCGGAGACACUCCCCAAAGAAAAACGGGUAUCCUCCAUGAUGUGUGGAUUUCAGGCAGGGAGUGACUUGCUUAGUCCGCUGGCUUUGUUUCAGUUCUCUGCAGUCACCAGAGGAAAGGACUCCCCUUCGAGGGAGAACCUUCAGAAUCUCAAGGUCCUGGGCCUCGUUUAUUUCCUUUAUCUCUUCCUGUUUUCUGGUCUUGAAUACACAUUGAGUUUUCUCACCCAUCAGCGAUUCCAGUUCAGCAGUAUGCAGCAAGGCAAGAUGUUUUUCUUUAUUGGGAUGACAAUGGCUGUGAUCCAGGGAGGCUACACGCGCCGAAUCAGGCCAGGAUGUGAAAUCAAAGCCAUAAAAAGGGCUAUAAUGCUGUUGAUUCCAGCUUUCUUGUUAAUUGGAUGGGCUGGUAAUGUGACGGUGCUGAGUGCUGGACUGUUGCUGUAUUCUUUCGCUGCUGCCAUUGUUGUUCCCUGUUUGUCAGCAGUGGUGUCAGGCUAUGGCUCAGCCAGCCAGAAGGGAACAGUAAUGGGAAUUCUGAGGAGCCUGGGGGCCCUAGCAAGAGCUCUGGGACCAGUCUUGUCAGCAGCAGUUUAUUGGCUGGCAGGAGCUGAGGUUUGCUUCACUGUUUGUGCAGUUUUGUUCCUGCUUCCCCUCAUUCUUCUUGGUUACAUAAAGCCGCAAACAAAGGAGGAAUAACCAAAGAGAGGAGCAACAUUAUGACUAGUACAGAACUACUCAUUUUCCAAGGGCCUGCUAACGUGGUGGAGAGUCAGCUGUCAAGAAGCGAUUUAAAAUGGAACAAUACUAUGUUUUGAUUUACUGGAAGGCCAACUCAAAUUCCACUCGCCAGUAUACACACCAUUGUCACAAAAUUGUUUUUUCUUACACACACCCAAUCCUCAAGGAGAUGGAAACCCAGCUAGUUAUUCUCUCCAGCAUUGCCUGUGAGCCAGUUUGAUUAGUGUUGAGAUCAGAAGUAUCUGAUUCAAGUGUGUGUCAUUCAGCAAGUUGUAUUCCUGCUACAUAAAAUGGUGACAUCAUGCCAGCUACAUGGGCAGAAAAAGGUUGAAUUCAACAAACUGAGACUCAGUCGGCAACAGAAUUUCAUGCUUAAAUUACCUACAGUUCCCAACCAGAUGCAGUAUGUAAAAAUGCCAUCAUUUCUCACAGAAUCAUGUGCACAGUAUGGUUUUUGCAUAUCCUUCCUGUGCCCAUUUCAUUUUAAUCACUGGCUGCUCUUAGAGAACAUGAAUUAGCAGAGUUUUCAGGCAGCUACAUACUGGGGAACUUGAUGAAGACCCAGCCACCUCAAUUGGUUCAUGGUGAGAAAAUACAACCCCUCCCCCAUUUUGUGAUCAUAGUGAGAUUAUUUUGUAUACCCUUUGCACAGCCUCCCUCAGUGGAAUUUGUUAGGGGCAGGUCUCUUUGGUAAAAUUUAUAUCAAGUGCCUUAAGCUGGUGGGGUUUUUUUGUUGGGUGGGGGUUGGUAGCCUGAGUUCUGUAUGACCUGUGAGAAAGCCUUCUAUCAAUCUUGACUCCAUUUAUGAUCCCUUGGCAGAACAGUAGAAAUAAACAAGUGACCUAACUG
Molecule: messenger RNA, 3547 nt
Organism: Gopherus flavomarginatus (Mexican gopher tortoise)
Lineage: Eukaryota; Metazoa; Chordata; Testudines; Testudinidae
Gene: SLC75A1
Product: major facilitator superfamily domain containing 10
Exons: 14
Coding region: 1268-2656 (462 amino acids)
Biological process (GO): transmembrane transport
Cellular component (GO): brush border membrane
Molecular function (GO): transmembrane transporter activity
Source: RefSeq, a predicted model, not a curated record